Messenger RNA from Fimicolochytrium jonesii, 705 nucleotides. RefSeq lists its product as uncharacterized. The coding region runs from base 1 to 705 and encodes 234 amino acids. The transcript has 2 exons. The record is from RefSeq and is a predicted model, not a curated record. Lineage: Eukaryota; Fungi; Chytridiomycota; Chytridiomycetes; Spizellomycetales; Powellomycetaceae.
AUGGCUUCUUCUUCUUCGGCAACGGGACGGGGACCCAACGACAACGGGGAGGGGGAUAUGGGGAUGGCCAUGUACGACCUGUCAGAAAUGCACUGGCAGAUGGGGCAGGAGGAGACGGAGACGACGAUUGCCGUCUUCUGUUACCUCUGGAUCCUCUACGACCCAGUGAUCGUUACCCGCAUGGUCGAUGGCCACCAGGUCGAGUUUUACUGGUGGUCACUCAACCAAUCGAGGCACAUCAGGACGCUGCAGAGGCGUGCCCGCUCGGCGGCGGCCUUCGGCCUCUGUCGAGUGGAUUCAGAGGCGCGCCUCUACCACGAGGGGAAGCAAGUCAACGGGGUGAUGCUGAGGAAGGAUUGGGUCGGGGCAUGGGACAACACCGCACUAUGCCCCCUUGGCCAUCUCUGCAAAGGCGCCUCCGUCGCACACAGCAUCCAUCAGACAUGGGAUGCUCCCAUCUUUCCGCCACCGCCAAUCGGCCCAACCGCAACCGCCGCAGCCACUGCCCCCUCCCCAGGCGACUACUCCCAGCCAUGGUUGUCCUUCCAGGACACAGUUGUUGAGGGAAUGCGUAACCCUUCGUCCGAGGUUAUCGAUGAGGCUGAGGACAUCUUCGAAAAUACGGAGCAGAUGAAGGAAUGGCGGAAGCAAAUGGCUGAAUACUAUAGCCGGAAGAGGACCAAGGAUGCUGAAGCCGAUGAAUAA